Messenger RNA from Aspergillus heteromorphus CBS 117.55, 726 nucleotides. RefSeq names its product nucleoside triphosphates FAP7. Bases 63 to 596 code for a protein of 177 amino acids. The transcript has 3 exons. The record is from RefSeq and is a predicted model, not a curated record. Gene Ontology annotation, cellular component: nucleus; cytoplasm. Gene Ontology annotation, molecular function: AMP kinase activity; ATP hydrolysis activity; ATP binding. NCBI's taxonomy places the organism in Eukaryota, Fungi, Ascomycota, Eurotiomycetes, Eurotiales, Aspergillaceae.
CUCUAUCUUAAUCAGGCACCUCAAACAGGCAAUUGACACAGUGAUAUUUAACUGGGUUCAGAAUGCGAACAUCUCCGAAUGUGAUAGUAACAGGCACGCCUGGCGUAGGAAAAACUGUUCACUGUGAACAAUUGGCCCAGGAGACUGGGCUACGGCAUCUUUCAAUUAAUCAGGUCGCGAAAGAUCGGGGCUGCUAUGAGACCUAUGACCAUGAGCUUCAAACCUGGGUCGUGGAUGAAGACAAACUCCUAGACGCUAUUGAGGAUGAGGUAAUCCAGGGCGGCUAUCUAAUUGAUUGGCAUGCGUGCGAUUUAUUCCCAAGGUCUUGGAUUGAUCUGGUGGUGGUUUUGCGCUGUUCGUCGACAUCUGUGUUAUAUGACCGUCUCGCAACAAGGGGCUAUAACCAGACAAAACUGCAGGAAAACUUGGAUGCGGAGAUAUUUGGUGUCCUUCUCGAAGAAGCUCGGGAAGCUUUUGACGAGGAAGUCGUGGUUGAAUUGGAUAGUGAAAAGGACGGUGAUGUAGAGUCUAACUGCGCAAGGAUUUCUAGCUGGGUGGCGUCUUGGAAAGAGAGCCGGGCAGAUGAUACGGACUGAUGCACAUGGGAAAGCCGAAAAUCCACACCGUCUUUCAACAGGGACUCGGACGAGUAAAAUCAAUGGCCUCCAUCGGUCAACCAAUCCUGCAACUUGAUCAGAGCUUUAUAUCUAUGUGAAAUAACAUUCU